CUUCAUCCAACUCCAGUCCUGCUCCAGUUUGCAGCUGAACAUUAGUCCUUUCUCCUCGUGUCCUCUUGUGACCAGCUAGUCAACCAUCAUGUUUUACAGCCAGAGCACCGUCAGUGGUCCCAGUGUGAUGAGGCAGAGCCGCAGCUACACAUCAAGUGUCCCUGUCCACAAGGCUCACAGCAUGUCAGGAUUCAGCCUCAGAGGCCCUCGCAUCUCCUCCACCAGCUCCCGCACCGUCUCCUCUGGGUACGGCGGUGGCAUGGGGAUGGGCGGCGGUGGCUUUGAGCUGUCCAACGCCCUGGACCAGAGCAGCGGGCAUCUGAACGAGAAGGCCACCAUGCAGAACCUGAACGACCGUCUGGCCACCUACCUGGACAAGGUCCGCUCUCUGGAGGCGGCCAAUACCAAGCUGGAGAAGCAGAUCAGAGAGUACUACGAGCAGAAGGGCCCCGCAGCAGAGAGGGACUACAGCAACUACUGGGCCAUUAUCAAUGACCUGAAGGACAAGAUUGCUGCUGCCACCAUCGGCAAUGCCAACAUCCUGCUCCAGAUUGACAACUCCAAGCUGGCUGCUGAUGACUUCAGGACCAAAUUCGAGCAUGAGCUGAUGAUGCGCCAGUCAGUCGAGGCUGACAUCGCCAACCUUCGUCGCCUGCUCGACCAGACCACCCUGACGAAGGCUGAUCUAGAGAUGCAGAUUGAAGGCCUGCAGGAUGAGCUGGCCUACCUCAAGAAGAAUCACGCAGAGGAGCUGGCUGCAAUGCGCUCUCAGCUCACUGGUACAAUCAACGUGGAGGUUGAUGCCGCACCCCAACAGAACCUCAACAAAGUCCUGGAUGAGAUUCGUGCCCAAUACGAAGGCAUCACAGACAAACAUCGUCGCGACCAGGAGUCUUGGUUUAAUGACAAGUCGGCAGUCCUGACCAAGGAGGUGGCCAUGAGCACAGAGACAAUCCAGACGUCCAAGACAGAGAUCAGUGACCUGCGGCGCACACUGCAGGGCCUGGAGAUUGAGCUGCAGUCUCAGCUCAGCAUGAAAGGGGCCCUGGAGAACACGUUGGCGGAGACGGAGAAUCGCUUCAGCGCCAUGCUCGCCGGCUACCAGAACACGAUCAACAUGCUUGAGGCCGAACUAGCCAACAUGCGCGGCAGCAUCGAGCAGCAGGGCCAGGAAUACAAGAUGCUGCUGGACAUCAAGACCAGGCUGGAGCAGGAGAUCGCAACCUACAGGAGCCUGCUGGAGACGGAGGAGUCCAGACCCGUUGGUACAGGGGGCUCAAAGACCACAGUCACAACCACCACUGUGCGCUCGUCCAGCUAGGAAGUCCAACUGGCGGGACAAGGCUGUGCUCCGACACACACAGACACACACACACUCCGACUCAUUAAAGCUGUAACACGAGAUGAGUCAAACUGUGCCAAAGAACCCAAACUGAAGUAUGUCCAAAGAGAAGCCCGUGUUUAAGUUUAUACAUGAAACAACAUUUGUAGUUCAGAAGAAGAAAGUGUCCGGGGGUACUGUGUUUGUGUGUGACUGGUCUGAAAAAAUAAAUCUGCCGGUGAACAUGAGAA
Scophthalmus maximus (turbot) is the source of this 1572-nucleotide messenger RNA. RefSeq names its product keratin 94 (gene krt94). The transcript has 8 exons. Gene Ontology annotation, molecular function: structural molecule activity. NCBI's taxonomy places the organism in Eukaryota, Metazoa, Chordata, Actinopteri, Pleuronectiformes, Scophthalmidae. The record is from RefSeq and is a predicted model, not a curated record. The coding region runs from base 89 to 1321 and encodes 410 amino acids.